This is a messenger RNA of Helicoverpa armigera (cotton bollworm), 2021 nucleotides long. RefSeq lists its product as uncharacterized. NCBI's taxonomy places the organism in Eukaryota, Metazoa, Arthropoda, Insecta, Lepidoptera, Noctuidae. The transcript has 6 exons. Bases 146 to 1984 code for a protein of 612 amino acids. The record is from RefSeq and is a predicted model, not a curated record.
UGGCAAAACUGUACAUAUUUCUGCAACUUUCGAUAAAUAAUGCAUAAAAUAAAAUAUUUCAUUUCAUUUUUUAAACAAUAAAACGCAUGACGAAGUUUAUAUCGAUUUUGUUUAUCGUACAAAACUUGUUGGAUCCAUAGUUUAAAUGUUGUUUUACAGUGUUUUUUGCGGCUUGCUCUUAGGUGUAUUGGCUAUAAAAUCAGCGAGAAGAAUAUCUUUAAAUUCAGAACCCACUCACAAGCCCGAAGUAAUAUUCGCCGAUGUCAUAAAGAACAUAUCAAGAGUUAACAACGUACUACAAGAGUUGAUCAGCAACUAUGAACAAUUGCAAAAAAUAUACAAGUCUCAGGAAACCUUCGACAGGUCUGCCGAAACCUCAAGCGGAGGAGAAGUUCCUUAUAAAGUUAAUAAUAUUAGACAAGGAGUCAUUAAAAAAAAUCUCAGCCACAAGAAAAGUCGUUUCUUCCAAAACGAGCUUGGUGAAAAGACGACUACAACACCAUUUAAACACGAAACAGAAAUGAUACUUUCAGAUAUCGAUGUUGAUAAAAGUCGGGAAUUUAAAAUCAAUGCCGAUGGAAUCCAACGGCCUCCGAGUAAAAAACAGAUAGAACCAGUCAUGGAGAAUGCACCUUCUGUAAUACCAGUUUCAGGAUAUGAAGAAGAAACUACAGCUUCUACUACAAAAACAAGCCUGUCAUUGAUUCCGAUUCCAAUAGAUUCAUCAAGUAGUUUCGAGCAGGUACCUGAACAGAUGGCGCCGAGUAGAUCAACAAAACCAAAAAGACCUACACGGUCAAAGAUACCACGAAUACUUGCAUCUAACUUAGAAACGACACCAAAGACAACUAUGCCGACACUCCCACCAAUGAUGAAGUCUAACAACGUGCAGAAACAGGUGUUACCAGAAAUAAUAUUCGUGGACACUCACAAAAAAGUUAAGAAUAAAGCUGAAAGAAAGAAACCGCAUAUCAUGCCAGAGAUGGCGCUAGACCCAGUCAAAGCUCCGAAAACAAGAUAUAAUGUGAAAAGCGCUCGAGACAACACGGAUGACAGUUUGAAACAAUCGAAGAAGAUUGUUCAGUCACCACAGACUACUCUGAAAGAGGAAUCGGAUUCAGAAGAAGCUGCUGGCAGCAAACAAAAUGAAAAAGUGGAAGAAAAGGAUGUUGAAAUACAACCUCAGGAUGAGAAGCCAGCUCCUCCUAAUCCUCCUAAUUUAAGAACUAUUCUUAAAGUCAAUAGGACCGGAGUUAAAGAUAGAGCAAGCGACAAUACUUCCAUGGAAUUGUCAGAUGAUGAGGAUGAUGAAGCAUUAACCAAAGACAUGUUUAAGACAAGCGUUUUGAGGCAGGCUUACGGUGAUGCAUGCCUCAAACUAGUUGUCAGAAAAUGCUAUAAGGCGUGCAAAAAAGCGUAUAGUUCUUCGUGCAGAGCUGUCAGUUGCGGCUCAGAUCUAAAAGACGUCUUCGAUAGGAGCUCCCGAACGGGAUGCAUUAAAGAAUUCGUUUCUUGCAAUAAGAAGAAAUCUGACGACAACCUUUUACGCGAGAAACCUGGCUCUGAAGGGGUGCAUGCGGAUUUAGCAAAAGCUGGCUAUUUGUCAGUAGUAUGUCAACGUCACAUGGAAACAGGAACGUCAACAUCAACAACAAAAGGGGUUCUCCGAGAAGGCCCAACUACACCAGCACAGCCCGUAGACCAAGAACUAAACAUAUUAAGAGAUAGAUACGAGAAAGCCUGCUCAAAAAUCUCUGAAGACAAAUGCAAAAGUGCUUGCCAUUACGCCCAAAACGCUACUUGUGUGAAAUUCGAAUGUACUAAACGAUUGAAGAAGAAUUUUCGCAGGAAUUGUGGGACUCAAUGUAGACUGGCUUAUGCCAGUUCAGGGUCGAAGGACAGUGACAGCGACUCUGAUGGUGAUAGUGAUGAUAGUGGCAGUGAGAGUUCCGAUGACAGUGGCAGUGAGAGUGAGAGUGAUUAGUGAGUUUUUUGAGUUGAGUUUUGGUAAUAAAAGUUGU